Messenger RNA from Cyclopterus lumpus (lumpfish), 2317 nucleotides. It is a transcript of the gene inpp1, whose product is annotated as inositol polyphosphate-1-phosphatase. Gene Ontology annotation, biological process: phosphatidylinositol phosphate biosynthetic process. The transcript is spliced from 6 exons. The coding region runs from base 316 to 1449 and encodes 377 amino acids. Lineage: Eukaryota; Metazoa; Chordata; Actinopteri; Perciformes; Cyclopteridae. Gene Ontology annotation, molecular function: inositol-1,4-bisphosphate 1-phosphatase activity. The record is from RefSeq and is a predicted model, not a curated record.
UGUUGUCCGCACCAUGUUUAAAGAGCUCACCGUGCGCUCUCUGGUUACGCGCCUGACUCCACCUUUUGAAUGCUGGCCUAGAUGUGAGAUGUGUCCGCCCUUCCGUCGAGAGGGAACUCUCUGACGCAAAGAAACCAGAGCAGGCAGACGUCAGUGUCAAUUAGGCAUUUUAAUACCACUGUUUUACUGAAACUCUACGUCCUCUCGCACUAAAUUAUCCGCGUUUGGUGACUGUAGGGCAGACGGUGUUUCACAGCUAGCUACCGAGAGCGACAGACGAGAGGAAAAUAAGCGGAGUGUUACCUGGGUUUUGGCAUGGCUGAUCUGCUGAGACUGCUGCUCCGGGUGGCUGAGAAAGCGGCGAACGUGGCUCGGGUUUGCAGGCAGGAGGCUCCCCUGUUUCAACUCCUCAUUCAAGAGAAGACCGGAGAUGACAAGAACAAGAAGUUCUUCCAGGACUUCAAGACGCUUGCCGAUGUGGUGAUCCAGGAGAUGAUCCGGCAUGAUGUUGGCGCUCAGUUCCCUGAAAUGGCUGGCUUCAUUCAUGGAGAAGAGUCCAACAAAUUUGAAAAUGGGCUUGGAGAGAGCGUGACAGUCACAGUGUGUGGUACAAAGGAGGAGACCGCAGCGUUGCUGGCCACGGUGCUGGACGGUGACCAUACAGCGGCGUCUCUGCUGGCUCAAGCUAUCCACCAAGAUCCAGCGACCAUCGACGCUAACACAGACGGUCUGACGGUGCCCCUCAGCCCCUCUGAGCUCGGCAUCUGGAUCGACCCCAUAGAUGCCACCAGCCAGUACAUAGAGGGCAGAGAGGAGGUGCUGGAGGAGGGCCACCUGUCUCCUUCGGGGCUGCACUGUGCUUUGGUCCUAAUCGGGGUUUAUCUCCGGAGCACAGGCGAGCCCGUCAUGGGCGUCAUCAACCAGCCAUUUAAUAACAAAGACCCAUCAGGUGGAGGCUGGAGGGGGAAGCAUUUUUGGGGGGUGUCCUGUGGCAGCAUCAAUGUCUGCUCAGUGUCCCGGCCAAAAGAUGAACUAGGAACAGGGCUGUCCGUGGUGUUGAGCUGUAGUGAGAAGCAGGUGGUAAAGGAAGCCCUGACCUCUGUGUGCGGCCCUGACAAGCUGAUGUACGCCUCUGGAGCCGGCUACAAGAUCCUGUGUGUCAUUCAGGGCCUGGCUGAUGUUUACGUCCUCUCAGAGGGUAGCACCUUCAAGUGGGACUCCUGCGCACCUCACGCUCUGCUCCAAGCCCUCGGAGGGGGAGUGGUGGACCUGACUAAGUGUCUACAGUCCAGCUCUGAAGCGCAGGAUCACCAGAACGACCUGACCUAUCAUCAGCCUUCCGUUGAGUGUAAAGGAGCAGAGCGCUGGGCUAACCAUGGCGGCCUGGUGGCUUAUCGAGACUCUUCUCAGCUCCUCAACAUUAUCAGCACUCUGAAAGACAAGCUGUAGUUACAAGAGCAGUGGAUGUAAUCAGCACAAGCUGAAGCAGUUAUUACUGCAUAUAUGAUCAUAUUCAUUAAUUUCAGGUUAAAAGUUGUUUUUUUUGGGUCAAUAUACGAAGAGAGCCGGAAAAGAAAAAACUAUCAAUGCGCCAGGGAGUGGAUGUCAAAAAUGUGACAGGAAACAUUUUGCAACUACUGAUCUCCAUCAGAAUGUUUCUCAGUCAAUUUAACUGACUUCUAUGAGCUGCGAUGAUCCAAUAUGUUGCCAUAAUUUGUGAAUUUUGUUUAGCUCUGACCUGAUCAUCAUUUAUUAAACAUAGCUUUGUGACUGUGUGUCUACAGACAAAUGUUAUUUAGAAGAAAGAAAAUUGCUCACUGCUGGGCAGCUGAGGAACGCUUCACUGCCAGAGGAAAUAUUUAAAGAUGGCUUCUGACUGAUCUGAAGGAUUUCUUUGGGAUUUAAAGGAGUUUAAGUUGCAGUUUUUAAAAGUGAUAUUUAAAUGUGUCCACCCUAUCUAACCUGUAAAAGGUUAUAAGUCAAGUGAGUGACUCAGUAAUCUGCACCUCUCUGGAACAACUCCUUUUAAGGAGCAGAGGGGUAGACGUGCCCUCUUUCUGUGGCCAAAGUACCAUCAGAGGUCAGAGAAUGGAAAAGCCAUAUGAGGUAAAACAGUGACAGUGUGGGUCUACAGUCAGAUGUAAUAAUGAAGAAUAGGACCUAUGCAAGCUCCUCCAAAGAACUGAAACUGAUUCUUACCAAGAUGUUUGUAAUGACAUGUAAUCUUUUUGUCUGUUUAAAUGGUAUAGCUUUGAUAUGAAAUUGUGAAAUAAUUUAUGUAUAAGCCUUCUGGACAUAAAACAGAAACAACAAUGUG